Messenger RNA from Phalaenopsis equestris, 800 nucleotides. RefSeq lists its product as uncharacterized. The transcript has a single exon. The coding region runs from base 124 to 639 and encodes 171 amino acids. The record is from RefSeq and is a predicted model, not a curated record. Lineage: Eukaryota; Viridiplantae; Streptophyta; Magnoliopsida; Asparagales; Orchidaceae.
UGAUCCACCCCAUUACCAGCCUGUAUCUCAGCUAAUAAGAAUAUCAUGAAUAUCAUUUAACCAAAUUUAUAUCUUCCUCAUCCUCCAUAGAACCAGGAAGUUGUUGAAAACAGAGACCCAGCCAUGGAAUCUCUCCUCGACGGCAACCAGAACCAGAAGAAAACCUUCUUCCCUUCCAAGCCAAUGAAAGACGAGCUCCCAAUCUCUCAAACCCCCAACAAAGAAACCCACCUCAUCGGUCUCCGCCGAAGGCUCAUCUCCUCAUUCUCCAUAAAAAUCCAACCUUUAUCCUCUUCAGCCGUCUGCUCAUGGGCAUCGCUCCGCCGCUCUAAAUCGGCGCCGGAAUUCGUCCAAGAGUUCACCGGAGGUUCGCUUCGGAGAUGGUGGGAAUGGAGCUGGAGCUGGCUGCUUUCGAAGAAACCGGGGUUCGUGAGAGAUCUGGAGAUGAAUGAAGAGGAGACGGAGGUUCUCGGCUACCAUAGAAAAGGGAGCGUUCGCCACCUGUUUUAUAAGAUUCGAUCUGAGAUAAGGAAGCUCGUGCAGCCGCAGAGGCUGCCGACGACGCAUUGUAAGUUCAGGUAUGAUUCCUUCAGCUACGCGCAGAAUUUUGAUGGAGGGCAUGUGAGGGAGGAGAAGUGAAGGUAGGGAGGAAGGGGAGGGAGUGGAUUUUGGGGAGGGGCUAAUGUGUAAUUUUAUUAUUUGUUUGUCAUUCAGUGUUUUUUUUUGGGUAAGAUUUAUGAUUUGAUGAUUAAAUUGGUUAAUUGUUGGCGUGGAGAUACUUGAUAUUUAUAGAAUUUAUG